AUGGUGGCUUGACGCCACUGAUCACGUGCCUGCUUCCUAGAUAGCUUCGUCUUCCGCUAGCUAGCUCCUACGAAUCGACACACACACACACACACACAGACACACAUCUCACGAUGUCUCCUUUCUCGCACGGCUUUCAUGCCGAUAAGUCCGAAGGCUGCCCAGUGCCGGGGCCUUCUCCCGACCAGUAAUUUUGACACGGUGGAUAUUGGGGCUGGACCAGGGCACUUUUAGCUUGGGACUAGCCGCUUUAGCCAAGGGUAAAUUUAGAUCCAACCCUGUUGCCCCUGACCAGGCGCCCGCCGCCGAAGCCACAGUUUAAAACUGGAGUGUUCCCUGUCGCCUCGUCUUUCCAAGGUGGAGGCAGCGAAAACUGUAAGAACUGGACAAAAUGGGCCAACUUACGCGUCAUUUCAACUUCUGGACAGCAGCCUUGCUCUCCGCCUCUGCUGCGGCUGAAGGAUCGAUUCCUCUUGUCAAGAGAGAUCAUCCCGCUGUGAUCUCUGCGAAAUUGCAUGCGGCUCCAGCCAAGCCGAUCCCCGCGCUGCAAGCCAGGGAUACAAUCUCAGCGCCAGCCUUGAAGGACCUGGUAUGCGCUCACAUUCUGUCUCAAAUAUUCACUUUCUGACCAGACAGGGCGGCUACAACCUUAAUGUGUCGAUCGGAACGCCCCCGCAAUCACUGGCCUUGCUGGUGGACGCCCAGGCUACAGGCAUUCAUGUUCUGUACCCUGGCGCCGACAGCAUGGCAUGUUCCGAAGAACGUUAUUGUUCGUUCUAUGGACAGUUUGACCCUCGCGGCUCAUCUUCUUUCGCUUCGGAUGAAGAAGAUUGGCGAGAAAGCCGCCCCGAAUCAUUCACCGGCCUGGACACACUAACACUCGGAGAUUCAAAAGUCACCAAUGUCUCUCUGGGACUUGUCACUGUGGAUGGCAUCUCUAGCUACAGCUCCAUUGGCAUCGGCCCACACAACACCAGCUUCGUUUACCAGCUCGUCGACCGCGGCCUGAUUAGCACCCCAUCAUUCAGUAUGUGGCGCGACCCCGUCGCAGAGGUGGAUGUGGAAGCAGACCCAAACGACACUCCUGGCGGUAUAAUCUUCGGCGGCAUCAACGCCGCCAAGUUCAAUGGUCCUCUCCACGCCUUCUCAUUUAAUGGUUCUGUCCCAACCAUGACCGUCCCCGUACGCGGUGUCCAAGUCCACGUGGAUCCUGCCGCCAGCUUUGUAUCCACAGCAAAUGCUAGCACCACAGGUACUACCCCGAUAAAUGCCACCUUUGACGAAACUCCCUUCGAUCUCCAAACCAGAUAUGUCACGUCGUACUUUCCGCACGAUACCGCAACGGCCAUCUACGCCGCCCUCAACAUGACAACCACCCGCCGCGACGAUGGGUACUACCCUCCCCCGGAAAUCCCCUGCAGCCGCAGCUCCGAGAACCACACCAUCACCUUCCUCAUUGGCUCUGCGUCAUUUGAAAUCCCUUGGACCGCCUUUCUCACCUCUACCAACAUCCCCAGUAACGGACAAUGCUAUUUUCAAAUCCAAAUCCGCACCGAGGACACCGAGUCCCCAUCUCCCUACAAGGGAACAUUGGGGAGCACGAUCCUGAGCUAUUUGUACAUGGCCGUCGACUACAACAGCAUGAUGGUGGGGCUUGCGCCCGUCAACCAAAAUCCUGGUAACGAUGAGAUCCUGGAGAUUGGAACCGAGGCGCCGCAGCUCCCCGGUGCCGAGGGUGAUUUCCCCGAGACGGUUUCGGCCUAUACCCCCGCGCCGACGACCGAGACGGUGGCGACUGAGACUUCGGACGGGUGGGCGGCGUCUAUGAGGACUGCUGCGCCGGGUGUGUUGCCUGCCGUUGCGGGCGCUGUCUUGUUUGGGUUGAUUUAGGUUUGUGGGGCUUUGUAUAUUAGAAUUCUCCUGUACAUAUAAUGCUUUGUGAAGCCGUGCUGGCUGUUCAAGUGUAUAUAUAUUGGCUGCUGUAGUAAAGAAAAACAGGCUGGACAACCUGGCGCAAUUGUUCAAUGAAAAUGUGUCGCGUCCAGCAUCUAUAUCCCCCCGGACAUCAUAGUACAGGA
This is a messenger RNA of Aspergillus calidoustus, 2078 nucleotides long. NCBI's taxonomy places the organism in Eukaryota, Fungi, Ascomycota, Eurotiomycetes, Eurotiales, Aspergillaceae. The record is from the annotation of a GenBank genome assembly.